Messenger RNA from Cuscuta epithymum, 647 nucleotides. Lineage: Eukaryota; Viridiplantae; Streptophyta; Magnoliopsida; Solanales; Convolvulaceae. The record is from the annotation of a GenBank genome assembly.
AAAGAAAUGAAUAAUUCUGACAGAGAACAAACAAGAGGCAAGGAAACAAGUGAGGAUUUCAUGGAGCAAUUUGCCUUGAAAACAAACCUUCUCGCAACAACAUCAAUUGAAAUUAUCAACAUGGUGCAACAAGCACCGGAAGUUGUGAUGGAGAAUGACAGUUUCAAAAAGAUGCAAGAAGCAGCUAGGAGUAUUUUAGGACUGACGGGUGAGCUUAGUUCCGAUAGAGUGACAAGUAAUGCAGCAAGCCAGAGAGAAAUGCAUUGGGACGAUGACUUUUGGUCCAACGAAAACAAUAUAUUGACAUUCAUAAAGGCUGAGAAUGCAUUGGUCAAAAGAGCAGAGUACAAAAAGAAAAUAACUGAGAUUCCAAGUUUCAGUCUAGGGAUGACACAAGAAACAGAGAACACAGGAAUUGAGAGCACCCGAGAGAGGGAAGAGGAAAUGUGUGAAGAAGCGGAACUUGAUGGACAUCUGCACCAGAAUGAGGAAAUGCUAUUGAUCAAAGAAAUAGUGGAAUCUGAAGGAGGGAAAAAGCCAAAGAGAAUGACCCGGGCCUCAUAACUAUUGAAGUCACCCUACAUGAACAGAGUUGUUGCUGCUAGGGACAGUUCAGGAGCACUUAGAAAGGGCAGCAACAUGAUGGG